GUAACCGCCAACCGGUGAGCACGGGCGACGCUCUGCAGGUUAGAAAAAAAACAUUUAUUGAUAUUGACUAAUGUCAGUCCGGUUACAAACAUUACAUAAUGCUGCCAAAAGCUAAAUUUUGUCAGUGUUUAUGAAAACUGGUGUUUACAUUAAAUGUGGCAAGUGUUGAUUGAGAUCGCCAGUGUGCGAGUGACAACAGCUGUAUCUGGGAAGGUGGCCAACGUACAAGUGAUGCUACAGCUGUAUCUGGGAAGGUGGCCAACGUACAAGUGAUGCUACAGCUGUAUCUGGGAAAGUGGCCAACGUACAAGUGAUGCUACAGCUGUAUCUGGGAAGGUGGGCAGCACACCACGAGCAACGCAGCAAGAGCUCUUGUGUUGGAAGGAGCAACACACAUUUCAUCACCUCGUGUGUCCUGAAGGGGGCUACCUCCUUCACACCUCUCCUCUCUCAGGCUCGUAAAUUACAAAGGUGGAUUUAUGGCUUGCUUUUUGAAUUGCACAGUAACUAAUGACUUAAUGAGCUGUGUGUGUGUGCGUAGAUUGGAUUGGAAAUAACGCUGUAGUUAAAGUUUGAGUGACUUAGUGUAGACAAGUUACCAAAGCUGGCCUAGUUGUUGAGGUGUUGAGAGAGACAGAGGAGCCGGCGCGACCGUAGAGAGGGGCAUGUCGCGAUCGGCAUCAGUGUCGGUGCCCCGGCGAGAGCUGUAUGUGGUGCCGGAGAGGCGAGCAUCGCUGGAGCUGGAGGACGCGCCUCGCCACCUCCACCUCGACCAGCCGCGGGAGUUCGAGUCGUGGCCCUGCGACUCUUUCUUCCUGCUUCCGGAUGCCGUGCUGGCCAUGGAUGCCGGGGCGUUCCGUGCCGACCUCAUGUCCCUGGACCCAGCACUCUCGGCCUCCCUGCCUGACUGGGACCUGCCGGGGCUCACAGGCCGCUCUGCCUCCCCCUCACAGGAGUUGGCCCACCACACCCACUCCCAGGGGUCCCACCUGGCUCACCACCGACCAGACCGCCGCUCUCUCACGCUGCUCGACCAUCAUCUCGGCCUCACCGUCCACACCGCGGGACACGGCACUGUCCUCAUAGGUGGGGGUGGUGAUGGGCGGGAGAGUAGUGGUGGAGCCGGGGCCGGUGCAGCCUCUGCCAAUGGUCACUCCAGCCAGCAGAGCCAGCAGCCACAGCAGCAGCAGCCUCAGCAGCAGCAGCAGGAGCAUCAAUCCCAGUCAGCCGCCACCAAAAGGAGCCCAGCCCAGAAGGGGCAGGUGUCAUUUUCCCUGACGACGAACGACAUCGACAUAGGCGAGGGCGGGGUGGAGGGAGGCAGCCGUGGUCCACCAGUAGCAGCAGCAGCAGGAGCAGCAGAUGGCACAAGUAGCCAUGGCCUGCCUCCUCUUCCCCGGGGUCACAAAGACCGAUGGUCGUGUAGUCUGGACACCACAGAUUCUUAUUGGUUUGCACAAGAUGAUAACACACCGCCUGGUAAACAACAUAGAGCUUCAUUGGCAGGCCCUAAUGACCUAAUUUUUGGAGAAGAUGACAAGUCCUCUGGUCUGUCUUACAAAGACAGAGAAGAAAGGCUGCGGCAGCUGAGGGAGAGGCAGCAGCUGGAGAAGCAGCAGAAGCUUGAGGAACUCAAGGAACAAGCGGCAGCAGCACAACGUUUCCGAGAACAACAGGAAAACGAAAGAAGGCGACGCCUUGAAGAAAUGAGGUUACGGGAUGCUGAUCGCCGCUCACAGGUAGAGGAACGCAAGCGAAUAAUUCAGCAAGCUGAACAAGAUCGAAGAGAAGCUGUGAUAAGGAAGAAUGCUGUAGAAUACCACCAGAUGAAAUUGGGACCACAUAAACCUUUUACUAUUGACAAUGAGAACAAGACAUUAGUAAUGCAGGAGCGUGAACAUCGCCUUGAAUCCAAACGACGCAAUGAAAGGAGCAACAUUGUGUUCGCAUUUGGCAGCUCUACCCCUCGGAUGCUGGACCCCAAAGACAACUCUACUAAUGCAUCAUACUGGAGCUCACGCAGAGCUACCUCAACCACCAACGUUCAUCUUGUGGAUGCGUCCAUCACACGACGUGCAUCAGAGUGUAGUGACAUGGAUCUGAGCCGAAAGCGAGCAACUUCAGCACAGAGUCUUGACAGGAAACCAGAAGACCUGCGUAUGUCAAGCUCGAUGUAUGAAGUGUUUCACUGGGAUGAGAGCAGCAGCUCUCACCAAAACCAUCCUCCUACUACCCAAGGUGAAGACCUUAUGACAAGAUCAAUGACUGCAGCCAUCCCAGCCUCUGCAGCAAGACGACGCACAGACUUGAUACCAGCAAUGCCAUCUCUACGUGACUCGACAGGCGCCAACCGUAGCAGUCCACGCCACCGAUCGCCAGGUAGGGCGUUGUCUCUUGGGCGGUUGGAUGAACUGGCCCGCCCUCGCCACCGCAACCCCCCUCUUGCACCCCUGCAUGAGACUACCCCUUCCUCCGUGCGCAUGAGUCAGCCUGCCCGCACCAUAUCCAAGAGCAUGUGUCACCUGGGCCCACGACCUGCUCGACCCCAGACUCUGGAAACGACAAAUGGCCAAUUGGACAGAGGGGUCUCCCGCAGCUCUGUCACUCUAGUACAACCACGCAUGACUCGUGCCGAGAUACUUAGGCAGAAAAAACUGCGGGGAAAUCCCGUGUCCUCCAGUACUGACAGCAAUAGCAGAAAUACGAAGAGUACCUCUCCAGGUCAAGGCAUGCGUAGUGGGACAGUGACCCCGAAUUCUCCCUCUCGUCCUACCUCUGCCCUGAGUCAAGGGUCAAACAACAGCAGUCAAGUCUCUCUCAGGUCAAGAACCUCUCCUCGGAAACCUCGCCCACUCAGCAUUGCUGGAUCUUCACUGUCUUCUGCAGAUAAACCCAGAGAUGGAGCUACACUAUCAAGGGAAAGCAGGCCCAUGGAAAGGAAAUUGUCAGUUGGAGCAACUCCAUCCACAACCAAACCCCUACGAGCCAAAAGUGCCGGGUCUGACAGGAGCACACCUGCCACUCCUGCUCGCACACCUGUAAAGACAUCCACCCCAAAGAAAACUCCAUCUCAAGUUAAAGCUGAAAGUGCUGCUAAGAAAGCAAUAGAAAAAAGUAAAACAACUCCUAAGAGUAAACCAAGUCCCAAAACUCCAUUACAAUCCCCUGCUGUAGAAAACAAGUCUCUUCCUGGAGUCAAAGAAGACAAAAAGAAGGCCAAGGAAGACAAAAAUUUAGAAAUAAAAUCUGAUGAACUAAAUGAUAUAACUGAAGAUAGUAAUAUUAAUGAAAGUGUUGGUGAAACACCGCCAAGAGAAAAAAUGAAUGGUGCUGAUUUACAGUUAGAGGCAGUAGUUGCGGAUGUACAAGUGCAACCAGAAAAAGAUGCAGGUGCCAAAAUUGAACAUCCAUCAGAGGAUUUACAGGCACAAGAUAAAUCUCCAGUAGCGGCACCAGUAUCUGAAACGAAGCAGUUAAUUGAAGAUUCUGUAAAAUCAGUCGAGCCCUCUAUUAAAGAAAAAGAGGUUCUAGAAGUAUCGGCUGAUACUCCAAGUAUUCCUGUUGAAUACAAAAAUGUAGUGGAUGAAUCUCCAGAUAAAGUUUUACCAGAAGAAAACCUUAGUUCAUCAGUAAUUGAAGAGAGUUUAGACAAGCCAGUUGAAGAUAAUAGUGGAGACCAAGAUAAGACCUUGGCCCAGAAAGCUGCAGAGAAGCCUGUUACUGGUUAUGCUACAGAAGAGGAAUACAAAGCAGCCCUAGCAGAGAAGCGAAGACUUGCCAGGGAAGCUAAAGAACGAGAGCUAGAAUUAGAGCGCCAGAGACAACUUGAGGAGGAAGAGCGUGAAAGGAAGGAAGAAGAGGAGUUCCUUAAGAUGAUUGCAGAGCAGAAAAAAGCAGAGGAAGAGCGUCUCAGAAAAGCUAUAGAAGAAGCUGAUCGUAACCGUAUAGAAGAAGCAAAGAGGAAAGAAGAGGAAGAAAAGCAAAGAGAAGAGGCUGAACGUCUAGAAAAUCAAAAACGUUUAGAAACAGAGGAACGUCUGAGACGAGAAGAAGAAGAACGACAAGCUCGUAAAAGUCGUGUGGCAGCCAUAAUGGCUAGGACACGAGGCAAAGGAGGAUCAAACACUCCAACAAAGGCUGAGGCGAAAACACCCUCGGAUGAAGCAAAGCAUUUUGGUGAUGGAGAAAUGACCACCAGUAUGACCGACUCCAUGAUCUCUCUCGUCACUGCUUCCGAGAUGCAGUCUGAGCCAAAAAUUGACUCUCAGCCGGUCAUUUCUACUCCUGACACUCCAGCUCAGCUAAUUAGUGAUGUAGCUUCACAUCAUUCUAGUGAUGUGUUACCUAAACCCUCAGGUGACUCGUAUGCUCCGCCAACUAGUGACGUAUCUAUAAAGACAGUUCAUGACGUGGACAUGGCUUCACAGAGUCACACUACUGAAAUAGUUGUUGAUUCUAAAUCUUCUGUUGAACAGAAAGUGAUGCAUUCUAAUAUUGAAGUGACCUCUACCACAGAAAACUAUCAAGUGGACGAUCUUAUUAGUGGCAUGUCAUCAGUUAAGGUGGAAGAGCCACACGUAAAUGGGGAUUCCCCAGUGCCCAUGGACACUACCCCUACUCAAUCAGUUGACUUGUUGGGAUCCCUUAGUGAUGUACAUAGUGUAAAUCAUAAUGGAGUAGAUAAUACACCGCCACACACCACUCAAGGGACGGACAACCUUCUGGGUUCCUUAGACCCUCUUGACUCAUCUCUAAUGUCUACCACAACCAUCACACCAGCAGCAUCAAACUUUGAGCAGAUCAUAGACUUGGGCCAAACGAAGCUCAGUAAUGAAGAUGCAGUGAAUAGUAAUCCACCUUCACCAUUUAUAGCAUUUGAGCAGAAUCUGAAUAAGAAGCAGAAUCAAGAGAAUACUAGCACAGUCCCAGAUCUGCUGCUGUAAAUUUCUGGUUUUGUUAAUAUGCUCUAGAAUGUGCGAGUGUUGAUUGUGAUUUUAAGAAACUUGUGAUAUUAGCACUGGACCUUAAACACAACCUCACAUGGUGGAGGAGCAGGAAAACCUCACCCCAUCACUUGUCACGUAUUUGCGGGUAGGAUUAAUCCCUACUACCUCUGCUCCUGUUGUGGCUUACGUGCAAGAUAUUGAGGAUCUGUAUUGUUAUAUAUAAGAAUUUGGCCUGUCCCCAGUCAAAAAAGGAAACUAGUUGCCUUAAUUGGUUUUUAGUAUCCAAAAUUUAUCUGCAAAAUUAUAUAUUUGAGCGUGCAGAUACGUGCACGAAUGCUGACCAGUUACUGGUUAUAAUCCUCAAGGUGUAAUGUAUCACUAUAGUCUUCUCAGAGAUCUGUCUUUCCAAAGGUUAGUAUCCUGUAGUUUGAGCCAAAAACUGCUUGCAGAUGUAGACAGACAAGGAAAUUGUUAUCAUGACUGUGUUAUAGCAGUGUGUUCUGCGCUCCAAAAUAGAUAUAUUAAUUCUAUGACAGUAGAUUUACUGCAGAAUGUGCUAGUUACUAUUGUGCUAAAAUAUAUGCUAAAUGAUUGACUAUUCAUUAUAUAUAUAUAUUAUAUAUAUACUAUGUAAUUACACAAAUACAAUCCAUGUGGAUCAAAUUACGAAGACCAGCAUUUUAUAUACAUUGGAACUGUUACAUACUGAAUGGGUGCUAGUUGGUGUAGCAAGCUUGCCAUGACUAAUAAUAAUGGAUUGCCUUCAGUCUUCUCAUUGUAGACUAUGCAUUAAUACUGCAGUGCAUUGUUUCUGUGGCAGAAUCAGUCAUUAAGAACAUUGACUUGUUCACAAAGGCUACCAUCACAUUUUGGGUCUCCUUGGGGAAAACAGUUCACUUAUUAUGGUCAUUAACCAGUCCACAUGAAAAUCUCAUGUGCAUAGUUCAUUCUAUAAUUUUGGAAGCAUUUUCUGUAUUUCGUUUAGGUAAAAACCUCCUGGGCUUGGUGAUAACUGAGAAGUGAUGCUGGUUGACUACUCAUUGAAGAACUAUGGCUGCUACUCACAAGUUAUAGUAAAAAUGUAUUUUAGACUUGUUAAUAACCACUAAUAGUACUAUAUUCACCAGCUCUACUCCAUUCUAUUUCUUUGUGACAUUGUGUUUUUCAAUUAUUUACUUUUAUAGAAAAUAUGUAUAAAGUCAUGUAUUUUUAGGUAUUAGGAAUUGCUUUAAUAAGUCAUGUUUUCCCAACUGAGUAAUUUUAUUUAUGUAGUUUAAGGUUUUUAUAUUUGAGUUGCAUUUACCCAUGGUGCACCCAACUUCUAAAAACAAUAAACAAUUCUACAUGAAAGUUGGCUUCCUUGCCUCUGUUAUAUAUCAUUUAUAUUUUAUUAUAUGCUCAAAGACCUUAACAUUUGACCAUUUGCUUGUAAAUCUGAGUUUCAUGUCUAAUUAUUGAACAUGAAAAGAUACAAGUUAAUUGUUGAUAAUUCGGAGGUGAUGUCAGGAUUAUUAAUACCUAUCUGCCACCUCUCACCUUGUAUCUUAAGCCAUUAUAAACCUAAUCCUGUACACUAAAAUUCUUGUAUUUGUAAAAGUGCUAUAUGUGGUAUAAACAUUUAUCAAUCAAUGAA
This is a messenger RNA of Procambarus clarkii (red swamp crayfish), 6579 nucleotides long. Its product is annotated as ensconsin. The record is from RefSeq and is a predicted model, not a curated record. Gene Ontology annotation, cellular component: microtubule cytoskeleton. NCBI's taxonomy places the organism in Eukaryota, Metazoa, Arthropoda, Malacostraca, Decapoda, Cambaridae. Gene Ontology annotation, biological process: microtubule cytoskeleton organization.